Messenger RNA from Lodderomyces orthopsilosis Co 90-125, 2388 nucleotides. It is a transcript of the gene UTP13, whose product is annotated as Utp13p. Gene Ontology annotation, molecular function: protein binding; U3 snoRNA binding. Gene Ontology annotation, cellular component: nucleolus; small-subunit processome; 90S preribosome. The record is from RefSeq and is a predicted model, not a curated record. Lineage: Eukaryota; Fungi; Ascomycota; Pichiomycetes; Serinales; Debaryomycetaceae. The transcript has a single exon. Gene Ontology annotation, biological process: endonucleolytic cleavage to generate mature 5'-end of SSU-rRNA from (SSU-rRNA, 5.8S rRNA, LSU-rRNA); endonucleolytic cleavage in 5'-ETS of tricistronic rRNA transcript (SSU-rRNA, 5.8S rRNA, LSU-rRNA). Bases 1 to 2388 code for a protein of 795 amino acids.
AUGGACUUGAAGACAACAUAUAUACAUAAAGAAACAGAACCAAUCUACGUGGGUGGUACUAGUGCAAGUAUAUCUGCCUCUGAUGGACAAUAUUUGGCCACGCCGCUCAAUGAGGAUGUUAUAAUAACUGACUUAUUCACAAAUGAGAUUUACUAUAGGAUUGAAGGAGAUGACGAUGAAGCAAUCACAAGCCUAUGCAUCACUCCUGAUGGAAAGUAUGUUGCUAUAUGUUCACAAUCACAGCAACUACGUAUAUUCGAUACCGAAGCUAAGCAAGUUACUAAAACUUUUAAACUUUCAUCACCAGUAUACAUUUCAACUGUUGAUUCUACGUCAUCGUUGUUUGCAUUUGGUGGAUCAGACGGUGUUGUUACUGUUUGGGAUAUUGAAGGCGGAUAUGUUACUCAUUCAUUGAAAGGCCAUGGUACAACCAUUUGCUCAAUUACAUUGUAUGGAGAAUUGAAUAAUUUGGCCAGUUGGAGAUUAGCAAGUGGUGAUACCAUGGGUACGGUCAAGAUUUGGGACUUGUCUAAACGAAAAUGUAUACACACUUUGAAAGAUCACAACACUGCAGUCAGAGGUGUUGCAUUUGAUGAAGAUUACGAAUACUUUAUAUCUGGCGGUAGAGACCAUGUUGCGAUCAUAUACAGUACAAAGAAUUUCAGGCCGUUGUAUACCUACCCUAUAAAUGAACAGAUUGAAGCCAGUGGGUUCGUCAAAUAUGUUAAUGACCGUCAGUAUUUUUACACCGCAGGUUCAAAGAAUGUGUUACGAUUAUGGGAUAUCAAAACUGGUGAUUUAAUUGCUCAAUCACCAGCGCCUUUAAAGACUAAUGAAGAGUUGUUGAUCAUUGAUGUUAUAAAGGUUUGUGAUAAGCAAUUGAAUUUGGUCAUAAGUGAUCAAACUUUAGUGGAAUUGGAUCUUGCCAUUGAAGAUCAGCGAGUUAUACGUGACAAUGUAGGGGAACUACCCGUUGUCAAGAGAAUUGCUGGUAAUCAAGGAAUUAUUGCCGACAUUAGAUACGUGGGACCAAACAAUGACUUGUUGGCCAUGGCUACAAACUCACCAGCAUUGAGGAUAAUGGAUUUACAAAAGCCAUUUGAGUUGAAAUUAUGCGAGGGCCAUACUGAUAUAUUGAAUGCACUUGACGCGAGUCUUGAUGGAAAAUGGGUGGCAACUGCAUCAAAAGACGGUGAAGCCAAGUUAUGGGUGUGGAAUGAUGAUGUAGAGAGUUUCGAAUUGUAUGCCACUUUUCAAGGACAUGCAGGUUCAGUCACAGCAAUCUGUUUGAAUAAGCUCACACCAGAACCUACAUUUCUUAUAACCGGAUCAAGCGACUUGACUAUAAAAAAAUGGUCCAUUCCAAAAACUAGUGGCAAUACAGUCAAGACAUCGUUGUACACUAGAAGAGCUCACGAAAAGGAUAUAAAUGCUAUCGAUAUUUCACCCAAUGAUGAGUUUUUUGCCACUGCAUCUUACGACAAAUUGGGAAAGAUCUGGAGCUCCCACUCUGGAGAAACCAUUGGUGUUCUCAAAGGUCAUAAACGAGGAUUAUGGGAUAUAAGCUUUUACAAAUAUGACAAAUUGAUUGUUACUGGGAGUGGUGACAAGACACUUAAAGUUUGGUCAUUAAACGACUUCACAUGUCAAAAGACACUUGAAGGACAUACAAAUUCAAUCCAACGAGUUAAAUUUUUUAACCCACAACUGCCACAACUAAUAUCAUGUGGUGCUGAUGGGUUAGUUAAAAUUUGGGAUUACAAAGCAGGUGAAGAAAUUCGAACUUUAGAUAAUCAUGACAAUAGAAUCUGGGCAAUAUCCCUACGUGAUGAUGAAGGUGAUGAAUUCAUCACCGCUGAUGCAGAUGGUAAAGUGACUACGUGGACGGAUAAUACCGCGGAAGAAACCAGGCUACGUGAAUUGGCAGCAAAGGAUAAAGUUGAACAAGAGCAGAGUUUAUCGAAUUUUGUCAAGAAUCAAGAUUGGAGUAAUGCAUUCUUGUUAGCUUUGACGUUGAAUCAUUCUAUGAGAUUGUAUCAUGUGAUUAAAUCAUGUAUGGAGGCAAAUGAGGAUGAUGAAUCGCCCAUUGGGUCGUUUAAUUUGGAAAUCACAAUAAGUCAAUUAAAUAACGAUCAACUUGUUACAUUAUUUAAAAAAAUUAGAGAUUGGAAUAUCAAUUUCAAAUUUUUCGAAAUUAGUCAAUCUUUGAUUCAUGUUAUAUUGCAACACUUUGCUAUUGAGACAUUAAUUGAAAUACCUGGAUUGAUGAAGAUUAUCGAUAGUAUCAUUCCUUACAAUGAGCGUCAUUACAGUCGAUUGGAUGAUUUGGUAGAACAGACUUAUGUGUUGGAUUACACAGUUGAGCAAAUGAAUCGUUUAUUGGCCUGA